This is a messenger RNA of Spea bombifrons (plains spadefoot toad), 880 nucleotides long. RefSeq names its product CEA cell adhesion molecule 3 (gene CEACAM3). The coding region runs from base 110 to 880 and encodes 256 amino acids. NCBI's taxonomy places the organism in Eukaryota, Metazoa, Chordata, Amphibia, Anura, Pelobatidae. The record is from RefSeq and is a predicted model, not a curated record. The transcript has 5 exons.
CUUGCAGUCACCCAGAUUGCUUAAUCUCAAGGAGCUGAUCUUUGCCACUGUAAAAGACGUUUUGUAGAGUACAGCUUCGAGAAGAUAUCCUGAGUGAUUUGAUACAAAUAUGGACUGGCAGAAAUGGCGAUACAUCUUUGCAGGUCUCAUCCUCUUACAUGUUGAGGUUUGCUGGUCCCAAUAUUCUGUCAUCACCUUACAACCAUCAGUGCCGACUGUUGGAGGAACAGUUUCAUUACUUGUUAAUUACAAUGAUAUCAUCUACAAUGUUAACUGGUAUAGAGGGGAUGGAACAAAUCCACGGAUAAAUAUUGCAUCAUAUAGUCCAAAUUCCUCCUAUCCAGCUGUGUAUGGUCCAAUGUACACUGGAAGAGAGAAAUUAUUGGAAAGUGGAACACUACAAAUAUCAAACCUCAUGGCAAAUUACAGUGGAAUCUACACUCUUGAACUUACAGAUGCAAGAGGUGUUCGGACUUGGAAUAUUGAGCUCAAUGUACAACCUCCCUCUGGAAAUGGAAAUAUUUCAUCAACCAGCCCACCAGAAAUGAAUAAGGGUGUUGUGGCUGGCAUUGCGGUGGGAGUAAUAGCUGCAUCUGGAUUGGUCAUCACCGGUGUGGUCAUUUGGAUGAAAAGAUGUUGUGGAUCCUCUACGGAACCAAUUUAUGAAAAGGAAAACCCCAAAACUGCAAAACCAACAAUGAAUAAUGACACUGCUUGGAAACAUGAUCAGCCCGCACAACGAUUACCUUCUCUUCCACCGCGCAACUUCCUUAAUAAUCAUGUGGUCAGUUUAAAUAAUCUGAGGUUCUGUAAAACUGCUGUAAACUUACUCAUCAAUGUAGAUAAAUCGUCAAGGUCAUCAAUAAAAAUAUUAUCUUAA